This is a messenger RNA of Penicillium digitatum Pd1, 90 nucleotides long. The record is from RefSeq and is a predicted model, not a curated record. Lineage: Eukaryota; Fungi; Ascomycota; Eurotiomycetes; Eurotiales; Aspergillaceae.
AUGUCAGAUAGUGAACCUAUACAGAAUUACCGAAUCCAACCGGUGGCACCAUAUGCAGGCAUCGUCUCCUUCGUGGACCGAUCUUCAUAG